AUGGCAUCAUCCAACAAUGUGGCGAUGCAUACAGCAAGUGUUGAGUCACUUGCUGAAGUUUUCCGAUGUUUUAUUUGUAUGGAAAAACUUCGUGAUGCGCGUUUAUGUCCUCAUUGUUCAAAAUUGUGUUGUUUUCCUUGUAUAAGACGCUGGUUAACAGAUCAACGUCAACAAUGUCCCCAUUGUCGAGCAAGUCUUCGUUUACAUGAUUUAGUUAACUGUCGUUGGGCUGAAGAAGUGACGAUACAAUUAGAUAGUUUACAAGUAAAUGAAAUAAGUAAACAAAAACGAGAAGAAAAGGAUAAAUGUGAUUUACAUCGAGAAAAAUUGAGUGUUUACUGUUCAACAUGUUCAAAAUGUAUAUGUCAUCAAUGUGCACUGUUUAAUGGAACUGUGCAUUCUGGUCAUACAUUUUUACAACUUGAUGAUGUCUUUCAAGCUAACAUCGCUACUGUUAAUGAUCAAAUAAAUCAACUGAAACGGCGGCAUGUUGAACUAAUAUGUCUUAUACAAGAUGUUGAGCGUAAUGUUGAAAGUGUUAAAACAGCAAAAGAUGAUCGUAUUCGAGAAACACGUAAUGUUGUACAUGUAAUGGUGGCUCGAUUAGAAGAACAAUUAAAAUCAAAACUCGAUCUACUGAAUGGUCAACGUUUACAAUUUUCUCGUGAAACAGAAUUGAUCGAGCAUAUGUUACAAGAUAUCGAACAUAAAAUCAAGACAAGUGGAAAAGCAGAACUUAUAUCAAAACAACAAGAUCUUUUACAAGCGAUACAACUCAUUCAUCGAAAACCAAUGACAAGUUUUGUAACAACUCCUAUACCAAAUGAUUUUAUUAGUGAAAUUGUUCCCCAAUACGAUUCAAGUACAUAUGUGAUAAAUAAUUUUACAAUUUUACAACACAAUAUUGAUCCAGUUUAUAGUCAACCAUUACAUCUAAAUGGGUUAACAUGGCGUUUAAAAGUUUAUCCGGAUGGAAAUGGAACAGUUCGUGGAACAUAUUUAUCAGUAUUUCUUGAAUUGACAACCGGUUUAAGUGAACCAUCAAAAUAUGAAUAUCGCGUUGAAAUGAUUCAUCAAAUAAGUAAAGAUCCAACAAAAAAUAUAAUUCGUGAAUUUGCAUCUGAUUUUGAAGUUGGUGAAUGUUGGGGUUAUAACCGUUUUUUUCGUCUUGAACAAUUGGCAUCCGAAGGUUUUCUUGAUACCGAAAACGAUACACUUAUUCUUCGUUUUCAAGUUCGUCCACCAACAUAUUAUCAAAAAUGUCGUGAUCAACAAUGGUAUACAAACCAUUUAGAAAAUGAAAAUCAUCAUUUACAAAAUGAAAUCAAAAUUCUAAGAGAUAAAUUAGACCUUGUUUCAAAUCGUCGACGUAAUCCAGACUCACCAGACAACCAUCUACAUCCUGUAUCUGAUGGAUCAAAACACACUGGCGAUUCAACAGUACCAGCGAUUAAUAAUAAUUGUGGUGAUGACACAAGAAGAAAACCUCAAAUAGCUCCAUUAGAAAUCGAACAUGUGAAUAGAUCGGGACGAAUGAAUGAUGCUGAUGGAGAGCAAGAUGAAACAUCCACAGAGUCUGAUUCAUCAUGUCCAAUUGAAAGUGAAUCAUUAAGUUCUGAUGAUGACGAUGAAAAUGAUGUUGAUAUAGAAAAUGCUUCUGGUGAAAAUGAUAUCGAUGAAAAUGGUUAUGACCCCAACAUUCACCAACUUCAAAAUCAGAUGCAAAUUCACG
This is a messenger RNA of Didymodactylos carnosus, 1732 nucleotides long. Lineage: Eukaryota; Metazoa; Rotifera; Eurotatoria; Philodinida; Philodinidae. The record is from the annotation of a GenBank genome assembly.